Molecule: messenger RNA, 534 nt
Organism: Sphenostylis stenocarpa
Lineage: Eukaryota; Viridiplantae; Streptophyta; Magnoliopsida; Fabales; Fabaceae
Source: the annotation of a GenBank genome assembly
AUGGCUGAGUCAGACAACGAUUCAGGAGGUCAAGCAGGUAACACAAGUGGAGGCAAUGAAUUCUCAGGGUGUAGAGAGCAAGACAGGUUCCUUCCCAUAGCAAACGUUAGCAGGAUCAUGAAGAAGGCGUUGCCGACGAACGCCAAGAUAUCCAAGGAGGCCAAGGAAACCGUGCAAGAGUGUGUGUCUGAGUUCAUCAGCUUCAUAACAGGUGAAGCAUCUGAUAAGUGCCAGAAGGAAAAGAGAAAAACUAUCAACGGUGAUGAUCUGCUGUGGGCCAUGACCACGCUGGGGUUUGAGGAGUAUGUGGAGCCUCUCAAGAUUUACCUGCACAAGUAUAGGGAGAUGGAGGGGGAGAAAACUGCCAUGAUGGGAAGGCCACAGGGUGGUGCUGAUCAGAGGGAUGAGGCUUAUGGCCAUGGCCAUGGUCAUGGAGGUGUGGGGCCAAACCCUAUGAUGGUGAUGAUGGGGCAUCAGGGACACGUGUAUGGAUCUGGGAGCGCUGGAUCACCAUCUUCUGCCAGAACUAGAUAG